UGUAGUGUUUUGUGGUAGACAACCAGAGCUCCACAGACGCCAAGUUCCCGCGGGCGACAGAGGCGAGGGAUCCCGGGGACAUGGCUGUGUCACGCCGGUACGCCGCCGCCGCCUGGUCGGUCUGGAUUCUUCUGGUACUGGUGCAAGACGUACUGGGUCAAACUCCGAGAGUGACGUCUAUCGGCAGCCAUCAGGGCAGUCGGGCAGGAGAGACACAACUCUACAUCUAUGGUGAAGGAUUCUCUGCUAACCAGUUUAGCUGGGGAGAAGGGAACGAGAAUGCCGGGAACCGGGUCCUACUGGAGCACGACUCGGGGACGUUCUCCGUGGUCUGUGCCGUGGAAGCCGACAUGUCCAACCAGCAGCAGAUCGUCUGUAGGACCCCGGCGGUGGAGAAUGACGGGACGUACUAUGCCCGUGUGACGGUGGACGGUGUGCCCAUACCCGUCAACAAACACUGCCGCUACACGUACGACUACAGGUGCCGCUUUACCUACAAAGGAGGCAGGACGCCAACUAUUGCGAGUCUUAGCCCGAUCUCAGCUCCACCGGGGAGCUUCGUGAGAGUAAGGGGAACCAUCUUUACUACCAAAUACGGCAGCAACGUGGACAAAUCCACCAAUGGGAAAACCGCUACCAUCAAAAGGGUUUACUUCGGUGGACAGAAGUGUGAACUGCGAGAUUUUGAAGCCGACGAAAUGUCGUCAGCAGAUGGUGACACCAAGCGAGUGAGCGUGGUUGUAAACGACAGAAACUUGCACAUGUUCCAAACUUACGCCGAGGUGCUGGGAGUCAGCCCGGCCACAGGCAGCCUUGCCGGCGGCACCCGCCUCACCAUCACCGGCAGGUACUUUGACGACACCGACGCUCCGCCUGAAGUCUACGUUGGAGGCACACCUUGUGCUGUCCAGAGUAUGACAGACAACACGAUCGAGUGUAUCACACAGGCUGCUCCUGACCUGUCCUCACCAUCAUGGCCUGGUAAUCGAGGAAUGCAGUUCGAGCAGUGGAACAACACCAGGGUGAACUGGGGAAACAUCGCAGGUGUGACGGACUACACCUCGUCCCGGAGCGGCUACUGGACCAAGUGGAUCUCCAACUUUGAAUUUCAUGACACGCACAACCAGCAACAUUUUGUGACCAGAGCGUCGGGCUAUUUUGUCCCACCCGAGGAUGACUGGUACCAGUUCUACAUCCGCAGUGACGACCAAAGUAUCUUAUACAUGAGCAAGAACGCCAACAAGGAAAACAAAACCAGGAUAGCCUACUGCGAUCGGUACCGUCCUGGGUGGUUCAACAGUAACUCUCAGAAGUCUGAGAAGAUGUGGUUGGAGAAAGGGAAAAGCUACUACAUGGAGACGUCACAAGCUGAGCAAAUAGGCGGCGCUUUUUACGAAGUGGCGGUGCGGAAGUUUACGACUCAGUACACGUCACAGCAGACCGACUCUGCCUGGAUGGCGCAGCAAAGAGUGGCGGUGUCGGUAGCAUCUCGCCGAGAAAAGCAGCGAGUGACUCUGGGUAACUUCGCUACGGCUUCGCCAGUGAAGCAGGUUCAGACCAUCACCUUUGUCGGCUCAGUCUUCCAGUACAAACUCGGGUUUGACGGCGCUUCAACAGGUCUGCUCCUCAGCUCAGGUGACCCGAACUCCGUGAAAACAGCACUGAACAAUCUUAUGUCCGUUCAGCCAGAUACAGUCGAGGUCACCCAGUCUAACACAGCGGACGGGUUCGAGCUGGCUGUGGAGUUCCAGUCUACUAGAGGAAACUUCCCCCCGUUCGAAGUGGACAUCUCGGGCGGUAACGCUACCGUCGCCGUCACCACGGAGGGCAGACCGGCGCUGGACACCUUCACACUCGACAUGGGCGGCGUGCCAUCCGAUCCCAUCGCCCACGAUGCAAGCGCUGAAGACGUGAAAAACGCAGUGCUGUCCGCACUUGGCUCCCGCUGCCCCAGUGACAUCGUGGCCCCGAGCGGCAGUAUCAAGGGUUUCCUCCAGGACUACGAGGGGAACAUCGGGUACUCCUUGCACGGGCAGAAGGUCACUAACGUGGAGGCGUUCUGCGGACGGGCGGCCGAGAAGAACCCGGUCUAUCUCUUCAGAGAGAACUUCGGCGUUGGACAACUGCGUAUGGAUAUGUACCGGAAGACCUGCUUUGCAUACAAGGGAACGUUAGGUCUGUCUGACAAAAUCUGGGUAACCUUCACGUUCACCGACAGUAGCCGUAACCAGCAACAGAAGAAUCGACAUUACUCGGUUGGACUACAGAAUGAUGGCGCGUGGCACUACAUCUGUGUAGACCUCUACGGCUUGGUGUCCAGUGACGAGGUGGCCGUGGGCGGUAGGAGCUUCAUGCUGAAGGAGUUCGGGAUGGUGUGGGAGAACCAGGGAGCUGCAGUGUACGUGGACACGGUCUUCAUUGGGAGAGUCAACACCGUGGACAACCCAGAAGAAAUGACCGGUCUGAGGGUUCCUGGGGCCAAGCUGAACGGAAUGGCGAUCACAGACGUGUUGGUGGAGAAGGAUCAAAAUUCAACAGCCUACGACAUCACGCUUGUACCACAUGGGUGUGACUACGGGUUCCCACUUCUCAGUGUCAGAUCUGCACAGGUCACAUCAGACACCGUGAACGGCACGGUGUACACGUAUCCCUCCACCAGCACGGCGGUGACGGUGAAGCGCCUCGCUGCCGCCACCCCGCCCCUGGGAGGGACGUUUGACGUGUCGUUCAAGGAUAAUGUUGUUCCAGAUAUUCCCUCCGACGUCUCGGCUUCUGCUUUCAAGAAUCUUCUGGAGCAAGUCGGUGGAACGGGAAAACUGUCGGUGUCACGAGAAGGCUCGUGUUCUGGAUAUACAUGGACCGUUGGAUGGACUUCUGUCGGAGGAGACCAACCCAAGCUACUGGUGAACACUAGCGGGUUGACCGGAGAGGACGUGUCCGCCACCGUGACGGAGACCAGGGAGGGCGGCCUGUUCAUCUCUCCCGUCACGGGAGACUUCCUAAGGACGGUACACGACAAGCCGCAGGUACAGGUCACCAUCAACCACGUCCCGUCAGCCUGUGCGGGAAACUGCACGUUCGAGUGGACGGCGGACAGCACGCCUAGUGUCAACGGUGUCAAUCCGUCAGAAGGUUCUUUUCAUGCAGGGACGUCCAUCACUAUUUCUGGGAGUGGAUUCCUACCCAACACCGACAACAACACAGUGACAAUCGGGGGCGUGGCCUGCGAGAUCACCGCGGCAACGGAAGACGAAAUCUCGUGUGACGUGCAGGAGAACUCGGGCGGGAGUCACGUGGUCACCGUGGAGGUUGACGGGAAGGGUUUGGCCAGCCACCCCAAUAGUACCUCGAUGUUCACAUACACGGCUGACAUUUCGAAUAUCAGUCCAACUUCGGGGAGUCUUGGUGGCGGUAUGCAGUUGACCAUCAGUGGCCAUGGCUUCGGACAAGACUAUGUACCUUAUGUAGGAGGUCAGCCGUGUGCAGUGGUGAACAUCACUUACACCGACAUCACCUGCACCACUCCAUCAACCUCUUCAGCAGGUAAUGCUACAGUCACAGUGUACCAGGGUGGUAACCAGACUCUCACCAGUCCCACAGACUUUGAGUACGAUUCCGCCUCAACUCCAACCGUCACAGCACUCAGCUCCAGUCUCGGCACUGUAAACGGAGGAGAUGUCAUUGUGAUCUCGGGGACCAGUUUCGGGUCCACGGCUUCAUCCGAUGACGCAGUGAAAAUAGGCGACGCCGCGGCAGAGAUUCUGUCCUAUAACGACACUGAUGUCAUCAUCAGCCUACCCGCGCAAGGUCCCGGAUUGUAUCCCGUCACGCUGUUCGUGAGUGGAGGUGGCUUUGCCGAUGUCAAGACAAACAAUAUUUCGGGCAUUCGGUAUGCACUCAAGGUCACCAACGUCGUCCCAAGGUCAGGGUCGUACCUCGGAGGUACCCGCGUCACCAUUGUUGGGGAGGGCUUCAGUACCGACAACACGACCGUGGCGUUUGGUGACGUCAGCUGUGACGUCACCUCCGUCAACUACACCCACAUCGAGUGCGUCACUGCCUCCUUGGCGAAAGUACACGAAGUCGACAACAUGGGGUCACAUCCAACUUACGGUCGAGGGUACGCCUGGAGCCACACGCCGUUGGACGUACAUCCAGGCGACACAGUCCGCUGGAAAUGGAACACGCCCGGGUCCGCCACGGGAGUCGGUUACCUGGUGCAGCAGACAGCCAGCGCGGACGACACCAACUACGACGGGCGGGGGUUCAGGAGUGGGACUGUGAAAACACGAUCAGGUGUGUUUGAGCAUGUCUUCACCGGAGAAGGCCUGUACUUCUACUCCAGUGGACCUGUGGACCGUAAUGGAAAUGUGAAGAUGAAGGGAGUCGUGAACGUGGUACCCUAUUCUGGCAGUGUACAACAGUUAAGCCUGGCUGUCAACGGCUACGAGGCGGAAUACGACGUCAACUCAGGUGUUGCCGAUCCUGUAGACAGUACUGCGUGUGCAGGUGAGACAAGUCAGAUAUCAGGCUGCACAUCUGCAGCCCCACAGGCGCCCUCAGGGGAUGAUAAGUUCUUCUUCACCUUUGACCCUUGCCGCACCCCUCGGAUCACCUCCAUCAGCCCCUUAUCUGGCACCAUGCGUGACGUCAUCACGGUCAAUGCGUCAGGACUCGGCUCAGACAGCUGUAUGAACAAGGUGACGGUGGGAGGGUACCCGUGUUCGUGUGAGCUGGUCACCGCCGACUCCUUGUCCUGUACUAUCGACCACCAGGUCGACAUGCCUGUCGCUACUUACAAUAACAUGGGGCUGACAGUCGACAACAGAGGAGACGGUCUCAACUCGCCCCUGACCGUGGAGGAGAGAAGCUUCGUCCUCCUGCCAAACGUCGACUCCAUCUCGCCUGAUGUGGGCUCCAUGGUGGGCGGCACCCUCGUCACCAUCACAGGGUACGGCUUCACCUCCCCCGGGAUAGACGCCUCGGACAUUGACAUCAGGAUCGGCGCCUUGAAAUGCCCCGUCAUAGAGCUCACGUACAACCAGAUCGUCUGUGAAACGGCACCCAUUAGUCAAAACAAACGGUCAGCAAGCAGUGAGAUCGAGAGGGACAUCAGCAUCACAAUGUCGACAGGUGGUGGACCAGUGAAUUUUGCCUGCUCGUCCGGCAACUGCUCUUUCACCUACUCGGAGUCUGCCACGCCUAAGGUUACAGACGUCCAGCCUAAAGAAGUAUCAGGAGCCGUCACGCAGCUGGCCAUCAAUGGCUCCCUAUUCGGAACCGAUCCUUCCAUGGUGUCGGUUGCUGUUGAUGGGGAUGACGUUUCCUGCAACAUCACCACCAUCACGGACGGUUACAUCGAGUGUGACCUUGGCCCUGUGCGGGUUGGAGUGAAGUCCUUCUCGGUACACGUACGCGGUAAAGGGACAGCGGAUUCCUCCGUGUCGUCACUGGAAAGUUUGGCCACCAUCGAUGACGUAACACCGUCAGAGGGCAGCGUCAACGGCGGGAACACGGUAACCAUAACGGGGAACGGAUUUGUACCCGGCAACACGGCUGUUCUGAUUGGCGGAGAGUCAUGUGACAUCCGUAACAUCACACGUCUGCAGAUCGACUGUGUGGCACCUCACGGAGUGGAAGGAGAGGCCCUACUGCGCGUGACAUCCGACAGUGUCCAGUACCCACAACAGCGCUACAACUACUCCGUGGAUAACACUGCCGAGGUUUCCGGCGUGUCUCCAUCAGCGGGGAAAACCGGAGAUACAAUCACCAUCACCGGAAGUAAAUUCGGUAGCGACUCUGGUGAUGUUACAGUUACUAUUGACGGAGUGGAAUGCAGCAUCACGACCUUCUCCAGCUCCAGUAUUGAGUGCACGGUUGGCCAUCACUCAGCGGGAACCUACGAGGUCAUUGUUUUCCUCAGCGGUAGAGGAUUGGCUACGUCAUCGCUGGAGUUCGAGUAUCAGCUGUCCGUCACCUCCAUCUCUCCCGCGGAAGGGAGUUUUGGAGGCGGUCAGGUGUUGACCAUAGAUGGGACAGGGUUCGAUCCUGAGCUGACCGUCGUCACCGUUUGCAACAAGACCUGCGAGCCGACGGCACCACCCCAACCUAGCCAGCUUACCUGUAAGGUACCCGCAAAUGAAGAUGUGUCCUCUGGAACGCUGGCCUGCGAUGUGACGGUGUCUGUCGGAGCGGAAAGUGUCCAACAGAACGCCGCCUACACCUACAGGAGCAGCUUAACUCCGGUCAUCACCGAGGUGUCCCCCAGGCGCGGGGGAACUGCCGGCGGAACAACGGUCACCAUCACGGGAACCGGCUUCGGGGCAACGGCUGCAGACAAUAGCGUGACCAUUGCCGGGAGUGAAUGCAUCAUCCAAACGGCGUCGACUACACAGAUCGUGUGCGUGACGGAAGCUCAUCAAGGGUCGGCAAAAACCAAAGUCAGGGUUGCUGUCGACGAUCAAGGAAUCGCAACGCAGGAUGACGCAGAUUACUGGUACAUCGACCGCUGGUCCUCCGUGUUUACCUGGGGAGGAGGACCUCUCCCAGAGGCGGGGGAUUUUGUCAUUGUCCCGGCGGGACAGACCCUGCUACUCGACACGGACACACCCGUCCUGAAGAUGCUGCUGAUAGAAGGUGGCGAGCUGAUUUUUGAUGAGCAGAAUGUGGAGCUUCAGGCUGAGAACAUCCUCAUCACAGGUGGAGGGCUUUUACAGGUUGGUACAGAGGAUGAGCCAUUCCAACAUAAGGCCAUCAUCACCAUGCACGGCCACGUCAGGUCACCAGAACUGCCGCUGUACGGAGCCAAGACACUGGCUGUGAGGGAAGGCACGCUGGACCUACAUGGUAAACCCACGCCCGUCACCUGGACAUUCCUGGCAGACAGCGUGUCUCCAGGUGACACCACCUUGACCCUGACUCAGUCCAUCAACUGGGAAGUGGGCGACCAAAUUGUCCUCGCCACCACCGGGCACAGGCACACACAGAGACAAAACGAGGUGAGAACGAUUGCUUCAGUGUCAGGUGACGGCAGGACAGUGACGAUCACCGAGGGGCUGCAGUACCGGCACAUCUCGGCAGUCACGACGUUUGCUGACGCAGGCGUGACCCUGGAGACCCGCUGCGAGGUCGGGCUGCUCACCCAUAACGUCGUCGUUCGCGGAUCGAACCACCGAGAAUGGAACGACAUCAUUCCGAACUGUCCCGCAGGUUUUGAUACAGGGGAGUUUGCCACCCAGACGUGUUUCCAGGGCCGGUUCGGUGAGGAAGUCGGUACUGACGAGUUCGGCUCACAUAUCAUCCUCCACGGGCGGGAGAUGAACAAGGGCCUGGUCCUGGGCAGACUCUCACACAUAGAGGUCACUCAUGCUGGGCAGGCCUACCGUCAUGGCAGAUAUGCCAUUCAUUUCCACAUCAACGGCAACAUGAACGGUUCGUACGUCCGGGGCUGCUCUAUACACAAGAGCUUCAACCGAGCCGUCAAUGUCCACCACGUCCACGAGCUUCUGGUCGAACGCAACGUCUUCUACAACAUCAUGGGAGGCGCCAUGUUUCUGGAGGACGGCAUUGAGACGAAUAACGUCUUCCAGUAUAACCUGGGUGUCUUCGUCAAAUCAAGCACAAGUCUGUUGAAUGACGACAUCACUCCUGCUGCAUACUGGGUAACCAACCCGAACAACAUCUUCCGACACAACCACGCAGCAGGCGGCACGCAUUUCGGCUUCUGGUACCGCAUGCACAAACAUCCUGACGGGCCCUCCUUCGACUCAAGUAUCUGUCCCCAAAGGAUUCCAGUGGGCGAGUUCUACAACAACACCGUCCAUUCCCAAGGCUGGUUUGGAAUAUGGAUCUUCCAGGACUACUUCCCAACAGAAAACGGAGCCUGCAGCGGAAGACCGGUACCCGCCAAGUUCUACAAGCUGAUCUCCUGGAACAACGAGAAGGGAGCGGAGUGGGUCAACUGCGGCGCCAUCCAGUUCAUCGACUUCGUCAUGGCUAACAACGAGAAGGCAGGGAUCGAGAUGAAGAUGGUCAAAGGGACUGAGUGGGGAGAGGAGCGGGGAGCUAUGAUCAAGGACGGGUACAUGAUAGGUUACGUGGACGCCCUGGCUGAAACGGCAAGCACACAGUGCACCACGGCCGGCCUCGUCCUGCCGCUCAGCAACAAGCUGACUGUCAGCGGAACCGAUUUCAUCAACUUCGAUCGCAGCAGCUGUGCAUGUCUGGCAUGGGCCAAAAUAGACGGUACAAGCGGAGACAACAACGGAGGCUGGACGUACCGCACGGAGCGUCUCCUGUUCCACGACGCUCCCAACCAGGUCCGCUUCAGGUGGGAGCACGAGGCGGUCGUCUAUGAUAUGGACGGGUCACUGACUGGUAAAGCUGACGGCAAGGUUACUCCACAUAACCCCGCACUUCCACCGGAGUGUGUGCAGAACAGUGCCUACAGUGUAGGACAGCCGGGAUCGAAGUGCGAGCCAUCCGUCAACUUCAUCCGCUUUUCCUGGAACCUUGCUACCCCGGCUACCCUGCGAUACAAAAACGUCCUGUUUUCAUCACCGUAUGGGACUACCGUUGUGCCUUACAGGAGGAAACGCAUGACGCACAAGGAGGGUUGGAUGGCGAUACUACAGACUGGAGUCAACCACAACUUAGUCUAUGAGAACGUCGAUCACGUCACCAACAUCUCGUACACCGGAAUCUUCUACCAGCUUCCUCCGGACCAAUAUACCAUCGUGUACCACAACUUCACACAAAAGCCCGACAAGUUUGCCAUCAUACCUGGACAAGAGACUGAAGGGUCUAUAAACCCUGUCACCUUCGAGGACAACCAGUAUGGGGACUGGUACUUCGACGUCAACACAAAGUUCUUCUACUAUAUGAUUUCCGGAAAGACGUCCUCGCGGAAGAAGCGCGCCGUGCCAACGUCGUACACCGACCGGGCUGUGCAACUCCGAGUGUACCGGUGCUUCUUCAAGGAUUGUAUCCCUCCGCCGCCGCCGCCCGUGGACAACAGCUCCACGCCUGUGGACAUCCACAUUGCCAGGGAGCGGCCCGCCACCUUCCAGCGGUGGUCGGACGCGGCUACCUGGGAGGGCACGGAGGACGGUUGGGGUGGGAACUUCGGUAGUAGCCGGAAGAAGCGGCAAGUCUACGGAGCACCUGCUGACGGCGCUAAUGUGAAGAUUCUUUCUGACAAGUGGAUCGUGGCCGAUGUUGAGCGGAUAUCCCUGAACAAACUCUUCAUCUACGGCGUUCUGGAACUGGACGACGGACCUGACAAGAACUACGUGUUUAGUGCUGUUCAAAUUCUAGUGCAGGGUGGCCGUUUGAUCAUAGGAUGGGAGGACAACCCUUUUCAAGGAAUGAUCCAGAUCAUACUGAAAGGAAACCAUCAGACUCCAGACAUACCCUUACCGAAUGGCCCAAAUAUGGGAUCAAAGGCACUUGGCUGUUUCGGUGGCUGUGACAUCCAUGGUAAAAACCGUGUGGUGACCUUCACCCGUCUGGCCCAGACCGGUAACGUCGGUGACAGCACCAUCACACUGGUGAAGGCCGUGGACUGGGUGGCGGGUGACGACAUCGCCAUAGCAACGACCACCUUUGACGUCUGGCAGACAGAAACGUUCAGAAUCGUCAGCGUGUCAGAAGACACGAAAACAAUCACAUUGAACGGAACCCUUAUGUACAAACAUCUCGGUGAAACCUUGACUUUGGCCGACAACCAGACUAUCAACAUGGCGGCUGAGGUCGCUCUUCUCACCAGAAAUGUCAAAAUCAUCGGCGAGGACUACGACGAACUGUUCGGAGAGUCCUUCGGGGCAAGAGUCAUAGUCGGGACAUUCUUUCAAGAUGGCGUACAAUACCUAGGCUACGGUAGAUUCGAGAACGUUGAGUUCUACCACACUGGCCAGGAGGGCUGGAUUGACUUCUACGACCCUCGCUACUCUCUGGCGUUCCUCGAUGUGGGGGAAAUCUUGGAUGACUACACGGAAUCUUACAUCCGGAAGAACACGUUCCACAGCGGCUUCUCUCCCGCCAUCGGCGUGUUCGGGACGCAGAAUCUGAACAUAGACGACAACGUCAUUCACCACACUGUAGGACAAGCUAUGCGUGUCUGGGGAGUCGACAACAAGCUUCGUCGCAACCUGGUGAGCCUGAUCAUCUGGCCUGGCUCCUACCAGGACAGGGUCGAGCCGGAGAACGUCGACUGGACGGCCGCUAUCGAGGUGUUCGAGGCCACCAGUAUCGUCCUGCAGGGGAACGUCGUGGCAGGCUCUGAAAGAGUCGGAUUCCAUAUCGAUGGAGAAGUGUGCAGUGGAGGGACAGCAGAAGCCUGGUCCAACAACGUUGCGCACUCCUGUAUGGUAGGAGUUGCAGGUUUCCCACCGGACGGUCUCAACCCCUGCACCAAAAUCUCCGGCUUUACCGUCUGGAAGAACCACGACUACGGCAUCUACUUCCAGUCCGGUGUAAAGGAGCUUGUCGUCGAGAAUCUCCUAGCUGCUGACAACCAGGUCGGUGUCUUCCUCAUGCUGAUCGGGCCAGGCUCCAGCGGUCACAAAGCCGUGGCCAAAAGCAUGACCAUCCGGAACUCACACGUAGUCGGCACAACUCCGUUCUUUGAUUGCAACACCGAUGUCACCCCGCCAGACGACAACUACAAGAUUGGCUCCCAAUCACGGGGCUGGUCGAGGCCAGGAGGCGGGAAGGUCGGCAUCAGUCUGCCGCUGUUCUCCAGUGGGGGCAACAAUGCCCGCGUCAAACCUUUCAAUGGAGAAAUGGCCUACUCCGCUCUGUACGGCAUCAUGCACAUCAGAGAUGUGGCAUUCUCCAACUUCGGACCUUCCUGUGCUGGCGAGGACGUAAUCUUGAUGACUAACCCUAAACAGGAGGACGCCGGAUUUCCCACAAAGCUUAGCGGCAUUACUCUGCAUGGCAUUGCUGAAAAGAAUAAGGCCUUCUUCUUACGUCCUUCCGUUGGCAAAAUCAACCCGGCCGACUGUGUGGACAUGGAGUGUGACGCUAAGAAGGAGACCCUAAUCGACGACGAAGACGGGUCCUUCCUGGGUUCGGUUGGGACUGUGAUCCCCGAGGCGGAGUUUGAGUGGGACGGGGACCGCCGGAGGGGCCUGGGAGACUACCGCAUCCCGAAAAUGAUGCUGACUGAUACACAGGGACGCAGACUCGAUGUUAACGUCGUUGCUCCGAACAAAGGCAUAGUUCGCGAUGACAGCUGCACGUACAAGUCCGAUUGGCAGGCCUGGAAGUGUCACGACAUCGACUAUGAGAUGCUGAUCAUCGAAAGUAUGGACGCAGACACCGAGCUGCGGCGCCUGUCACCAGUCGCCCUGCACACGGGGCAGUACGUGGACCUUGUGAACGGCCCUCAGGACCAUGGCUGGUGUGCAGGCUACACCUGCCAGAAGAGACUCUCUACUUUCUGGACCGUCGUUGGUCUCGGACGCCAUUAUGAGAUAUACUUCACAGGCACCAGUCCUCAGAAGCUGCGUCUGCACUUAAUGAACGCCAAGCCUGACCAGUCCAUGAGGCUGGGAAUCUACUACGCAAACCCGCAGCGUCUGGACAUCUACACGGGUGGAAGAUACAUCAUGCCGGAGAACGGGGCCUAUAACGACGCCGGUCAACUCAUCCUUCUGGAGCCGGAGACAGAAGGCCAGUACUACCCAGCCAUAGAUGGAGCCAGUGGAUCCAACUUCUUCGACAGACCCUGGCAGAGACUGUACCUCACCAUCAAGGGCAGCGAGCCAAUAGACAUCAAGACCUCACCUGUCCUGUAUGUCACCUUCGGCGUGCCGGCCAUCACAGUGGAUGAUUUCUUCGAGGUGAAUUUGCGCGCCAAUCUUGCCGCGUACCUGAACAUCCCUGCAUCGAAGAUCCGCGUCGUCAACGUCGUGAGAGAGGACAGUAAGAGAAAGAAGAGAGAUGGCACCACGAAUGUUGAAAUAGAAAUCACCGAGCCCCCAGCGAAUGACACCAGUACUGCAGAGGGUGUGGAGGAGGAAAGCCGGAGUGACCUGCAGGUUGCCGCCUCCACCAUCGUGGAUUCCACUCAGCUUGGAACCCUUGGUGACGAGAUCGGAAUCCAGAUCACGAGUCUGGAGAUCGUGGAGCCGCUGCCGCCGCCCAACUCCACGGCGUGGGAGGAGGUCGUGCAGGAGGAUCCAGAGACUGCUUCUCAAGCGGUGUCUGUUCAAAUUCCGACCAGAAUGGAGCUGCACACACAGCCAGAGCCUCAGCAUGAAGGGUCUGAGUUCCCCGUCCAACCAAAGCUGCAAGUGUUCGAUGGCGCAGGUAACGUAGUGAUGAAGCUUGGCACCCUGGCGUCCCCUUGGGAGGUCCAGGCAACUAUUCGCACCGGAAGCGGAAGUGACUCUCGUGCCCAGAUCAUUGGUGACAACGCUGUUUUCACGAACGGCUGGGCGAACUUCACCAACCUGGCUAUCUCUCACAGUGGACAGGGAUAUAUCAUCGAUUUUAUCAUCGUCAAACCACAAAAUGCAUCAAGCUUCCGAGCAGCAUCCAGUGCAGUUGAAGUGGCCAGCCGUCCACUGUCUGGUAAGGUCUUCCCAAUCACUGGAAACAUGACGGUGAACGAGCCAUUCACACUGACCGUGGGCAUCACUGACGCGGUCACAGGCCUGGAAAUACAGGACAUCGCAUGGAAGGGCCAUACCUGGACUUGCAGUGUUGAACUCUACAAGCCCUUCCCUCAGGACGGUGACCUGACCGGAAGCACAACAGUCAACUUUGACCCUUUCACCGGACGUGCGACCUUCACGUCCAUGGCAGUGACCCAACUCAGCCAAUAUUUCUUCAAGUUCAACAUCAGAAGCUCACCCAGUGGGUAUGACGUCAUGGUCGAGUCCGAGCCAAUCACGUUCUUGCCUGCAGAUUACGUCACGCCUGAUGAGGAGGACUCGGCUCACGUGACCAUGCGGUUUAGCGGUGACUAUCAGCAGGUGGCUGCCGGGAAGGAGGGAUAUCUGGGGUCGGCUCUGUGGGUCCACAUCAUGGACACGUACACAGACGUCACUGUCGGCAACUUCAGCUUCUCAGAAGGUAGCGUUGUUGCCGAGUUUGACAUGAAGGGGACGACGAGUGGAGUGAACAACACUCUAGUUGGGUUGUGGAAUGAAGUGAAGGACGGUCUGACACUUACAGUCGGUGGCAACACUCUGCAAGCCCAGACCUCCAUGCUAGUUGACGGACAGGACUACUACGGCAUGGACGGAGCUCCACCUGCUGCUCCAGCGGCCGCUUUCCCCGUCGGUGCGAUCAUCGGGGUGGUUGUUGUCGUCAUCAUCGUAGCAGCUCUCAUCGGCGGCUUCUUCUACCUCAAGAAGAGAAAGCAAUCUCGUUCCAAAACUCUCCCCGUGGAAGAAGACUCCGUGGUGAAACCCGGCUCGUCCGGUGAUUCGGAAUCCGGUCUGGGCUCAGACAAUGGCUCUUACAUAGAGACCAUCGAGAUGGGAGAGGACAUUAAGAAACCUCCGGUAGAACUGCCUCCUCUGACGUCCAGCAACCCUCAGCACUUCGGCAGGGGCGAUCGCGAAGUGCUGCCACCCAUACAGAACCCGCCGACGUCCAGGCCUGCCUCGGCGGCGUCUCUCCGCCCAAGCACCGCCGGCAGUCUGCAGACGUACCGUCCCGGCGGAGCCCGCUCCGGCAUGCCUGAUGUGGAAGUGACAGGGAUGAGGACAACCGCCUUCACUCUGCCUGGAGCCACUCCUCGAGGAUCGGUGGAUCUAGGAUAUGGGGAUGGGCGUGUUCCGGUCGAGAUCAUCGCUAAGGACCACAACUCGCGAUUUGUCAAAGUCGGGCUGCACGCCGUCAACAAGGCUGGGUCUUUGGAGGAACUCCGUGGUGAACUUCAGCAGGGCUUCCCCAUGCUGAGGACCGGGCACUUCCUGUUCCUAAACGGGACGAUGACCGACGUGAUGCCGCAGGCCCGGGAGGAGUACACCGAUGUGAAGGACAUGGGAGACGGGCCCAUCCUCCUCAAACUGUACUGAAGAUUCUCCGGCUUUACAGACAAGGCUUGUUCACCAAGAAAGUGAUUGAAUUAGCUUACCAUCGGCUUGUAUAAUAGAGAAAAUGCGUACAACUAACUUUGACUGCCAUCCCAACUGAAAUCACUAUAUUUUGUACGACUGUAGACUU
Branchiostoma belcheri (Belcher's lancelet) is the source of this 14184-nucleotide messenger RNA. Its product is annotated as fibrocystin-L-like. The record is from RefSeq and is a predicted model, not a curated record. The transcript has 74 exons. NCBI's taxonomy places the organism in Eukaryota, Metazoa, Chordata, Leptocardii, Amphioxiformes, Branchiostomatidae. Bases 81 to 14036 code for a protein of 4651 amino acids.